Molecule: messenger RNA, 2406 nt
Organism: Dromaius novaehollandiae (emu)
Lineage: Eukaryota; Metazoa; Chordata; Aves; Casuariiformes; Dromaiidae
Gene: ENPP4
Product: ectonucleotide pyrophosphatase/phosphodiesterase 4
Exons: 4
Coding region: 288-1646 (452 amino acids)
Source: RefSeq, a predicted model, not a curated record
CUGCCCCGCCGCCGGCGGCACCUGCUGGGGGGGAUACGAGCGCCUGAGCCGGGGCUUUCCCGCAGCGGCGGGCGGGGCGGCGGCUCCGCCAUCGCAGCCCCCCGGGGACGGGGGCCGCCGCGGCGGCAGCAGCUCCGCGUGCCCGCGCUGUGGGCGCCGCUCCUUAAGUCGCGGUAAAGGCUCCGAAGGGCAGUGCGGUAUCUUGGCGUGAACGUCCGAGGCCGGAAUAACCCCUCUCUUCUGAGGUGCAUCACAUUAGCUGCUGGGAAUACUUCAAAGUAUCAACAAUGAAUUUGAUGUUAGCAUUAUUUUUUUCUGGAAUAGUUGCCUGUUGUGGUAACUCUACUGGUAAUCCACUAUCCAGGUUACUCCUAGUGUCCUUUGAUGGUUUCAGGGCUGAUUACUUGAAAACCUAUAAACUUCCUCAUCUCCAGGAGUUCAUUGAGGAUGGCGUGCUUGUCAGACAGGUUACAAAUACCUUUAUCACAAAGACUUUCCCAAACCAUUAUAGCAUAGUGACAGGCUUAUAUGAAGAAAGCCAUGGCAUUGUGGCUAAUGACAUGUAUGAUGCAGAUGCCCGGAAAACAUUCUCACAGUUCAAUGAUUUGGAUCCCUUCUGGUGGAAUGAGGCAGUCCCGAUUUGGGUAACAAAUCAGCAGGGAAACAGAACAAGUGCUGCUGCAAUGUGGCCUGGUACUGAUGUGAAAAUUCACAAUACAACCCCUCAGUUCUUUAUGAAGUAUAAUUUCUCGGUAACAUUUGAGGAGAGAGCGGAGAAAAUUGUUAUGUGGCUGAACAACUCCAACCCACCAGUCAGUUUUGCUACAUUAUACUGGGAAGAACCAGAUGCAAGUGGGCAUAAAUAUGGACCAGAUAAUACUGAGAAUAUGCGCAAAGUAUUAGAACAAGUGGAUAAUCAUAUUGGUUUCCUUAUUAAUAAACUGAAGGCAUUAGGUUUGUGGGACACUAUUAACAUCAUAAUAACAAGUGAUCAUGGAAUGGCCCCGUGUUCUGCCAAGAAGCUGAUCAUACUGGAUGGCUGUAUUGGUCGCAAUAACUAUACUCUCAUAGACAAGAGUCCAGUUGCUGCAGUGCUGCCAAGACAGAACAGAACAUAUGUAUAUAACUUACUGAAAAACUGCAGUGAUCACAUGAAAGUGUAUCUCAAAGAAGAAAUUCCUGACAGAUUUCAUUACCGUCAUAACAAGAGAAUUCAGCCCAUAAUUCUUGUUGCAGAUGAAGGGUGGACAAUUGUACAAAAUGAGUCACUUCCAAAACUAGGUGACCAUGGCUAUGACAACACUCUCCCAAGCAUGCAUCCGUUCCUGGCUGCUCACGGGCCUGCUUUCCGUCAAGGUUAUAAGCAGAGCACGAUGAACAACGUUGAUAUUUACCCGAUGAUGUGCCACAUCCUGGGACUGACACCUCAGCCCCACAAUGGAACUUUCAGUAAUGCCAAGUGCUUGCUGGCUGACCAGUGGUGCAUAAAUCUCCCGGAGGCCAUUGGGAUAGUUAUUGGGGCCCUUAUAGUGUUGACUACUUUUACCUGCAUUAUAAUAAUCUCGAAGAAUAGAAUACCUUCUCCACGUCCAUUCUCCCGACUUCAGUUACAAGAUGAUGAUGACGAUGAUCCUUUAAUUGGAUAGCGUGUAGGGAGCUCAGCCUCACUUGCUAAACAGUGAUUUCUGGGGAUUAAUUUGAACUUGCACUGGACGGCAUUCUUUGAUGCACUUUAACAGUAUCUGUGUAAAAUACUGUACAGCUAGAACCUGCUAACUUGUUCAUGUGUUAUGUGACUAGCAGUCCUCUAAAAAUAUUUUCAGAAAGAAAUACUGAACAGAUUGCUUUCUGCUGGAAUUCAUGUUUAGCAAAAUAAGUUUAGUUUUUCCAUUCAAGCCUUUGAACACUUCUGAAAUGAAACUUCAGACUAUGAACUAGCAAGGAUAGACUGCUAAGCUAAUGUUAACAUUUGUAAAUAAAAAUUAUUGGUUUUUUGUAUUAAACUUAAGUUAAUGAUGACUUCUUUUAGUGUUCUUGUACCUGUAUUGGAAGGAAGAUCUCUCUUCUGGGAGUUGGAAGAAGUUCUGUUUGUACACUGUAUCUUGAUUUGUUCUUACGAAUUGGGGGAUAGAAGGUGGAGAGAAGGUGAUACUUCUUGUUUCUACCCUAAGCCAGCAAUAUAAGAAGAAACUGAUGGGGAAGGAAACCAGUGAGGAAGGAAUUGGCACAGGGAGGAUCAUUUCUCUGCUGACUGCUUCCACCUGAGCCAUGGAGUGUACAGGCUGGCAGUUGUAACAGUGGAUGGCUCUAGCUGAAGCUUCUAGCCACAGGUCUGAUGACUUUCUGUGUACUCUCAUUGAGCCUCUUGACUUUUGUUCCACAGCUUCUGCACUUGGAGAGUUGGGA